UGUGUACAAACGUGCAUAUAAGCGAUAGAACACGCAGGGCACCGUACACAUGCCGCUUUGAGUUCUGUGGGAGAGGAACUUCGCUUCAUUUUUGCUUCAUUUGAGCUGGAAGGAACCGCAUCCACAUUGCAAAUAUGCCGUUCAGCUACGUGAGAAAGAGUCUUUUUGCCGCUCAACCCUCGACGACACGAGGUUCUCCAUUUAUCCUCGGUGGGGAUCCAAAAGGCAAAAAAUUCCUGUAUGUGAACGAGAAAAAUGUCUUCAUCAGAGACAUUGAGAAUCCUGCAAUAUGCGACAUGUAUUGCGUGCCCGGAGAAUUUCUGACCGUAGCCAAGUAUGCUCCCAGUGGUAACUACAUAGCAUCUGCAGGUAUGUCGGGUAAGGUGAUGAUCUGGGAUAUCACCCAGGGUACUAUGAAGUACGAACUCCAACCAGUCUCUUACAAAAUCAACGAUAUUGCCUGGUUCAACAGCGAACAGAUUGUCGUGUGUGGUGAAGGAGGUGAUUCGACCUCUAAAUUAGUUCGUUGGGACGGUAGUGCCGUCAGUACGCUGGACCACAGCGGUCAACACUGCAACGCCGUAGACUGCAGGAAUCACCGUCCCUUUUGCGCUGUGAUUGCCUCGGAUGAUAUAUCAGCGGCUUUUUACAAAGGACGGUCCGUCAACUUUACAAAGCACCUCUCCCUCAAUAAAUAUCCUCGCAGAGGCGUGAAGGCGAUCAAGUUCUCACCUGACGGUGAAUACCUUGCUACCGGUGGCGGUAACGGACAUGCGUUGUUGCAUACUGGACAAGAAGGUGAACUGGUAGGUGAGCUGCCAGAUGUGGACGAUUUUGCAGCCCACAGAGGCCCUGUAUAUUCGGUGUACUUUAGUCCUGACAGUAAACGGCUCCUUACUGCAUCUGGCGACAGAACUGUCAAAAUGUGGGAUGUUGAAACACGGCAGCUUAUCACGACUUUUAAUAUGGGCACGGCAUAUGUAGACCAGCAGGUCGCUGUCCUGUGGCAAGAAGAUUACAUCUUGUCUCUUUCCUUGAGGAAUGACAUAUAUUACCUGGACAGGAACAACCCUGACACUCCACUGCGGAUUAUCAAGGGUCACAGCAAUAUCAUCAUCGUCGCGAUAGUCCUGUCUAGCGACGCCAACACCAUUUAUUCGGCUGGCGACAAACUUUUCAAGUCAUCAUUAUGUUUAUUUUAUUCCUUGGAUUAUUCCUUAACUGUCACACUCUACUGGGAUGCCGAGAGUGGUGAGUGUGACGUAGUUGCGCCGGGAACGGAGACCCUACUAAACGUGGCGACGGGCGUCACGGCCAUGAGCACCAACGGCAACACAGUAGCCUCCCUUAUGAAUGGCGAGAUUCGCUUCCUCAACACUGAAACGAAGACUUACACAGAUGAAAGGAUCGAACUUGACAACCAGGCAAAAUGCAUAACAGCCAAGGGAGAUUUGAUGGUGGUCGGCACAGUCGGAGAUAUUUGCAUGUUCAAGAAUAAAACCAAAGUUGACUCGAAGGUGAUCGGCUACAUUGCCAAUGCGGCCCACUUGAGUCCCAUGGACUUUUUGGCUGUGGGCGGAAGCGACAGCAAGGUGCACAUUUUUGACGUUUCAAGGGACACAUUGACGGAACUACAUCAGCUUCCUGCUUCAGGAAACGUCGGCGCGGUGCAGUUUUCUAGCAACGGGACGCGCCUGGCCUGCGGUGAUGAAAGCGGGCAAAUCCUGGUCUGGACAGUCAGUAGAUUUGGUGAUCGGUCGAUUCUUCUUCAAGUGGUACGGAAUUCCUGGUCUGGCCACGAUAGAAUCCUGUCGCUCAGUUGGAAUCCUGAGGGCAAGCGCAUUGCCACGGGAGAUUCGACAGGCGACAUCGGCAUCUGGGAUGUAGACAACCUUCAAGAAGGCAACCUGAUCUUGGAGGCCCAUCCAUUUUCUCCAGUCACUGCGGUUGCAUGGCGAGACAACACCACCGUCGUGUCUGCGGGACACGACAAUUGUAUCAAGCAAUGGACGGUCUAGAAGACAUGGAGUCAAAGGUCAUUCUCAAAAAUCCAUUGGGCAACAAACUAGCCAUUUUUUGCAAAUGGAAGGAUUUGUUGAUUGCUGUUAUUUUUGUCCCUUAGCGAAUAUAUAAAACCAACGAAAAAGCAUAAACAGUUAGUCUAAGGAUAAAAAAUGGUUUUGCAUAUUUUUGAGAAACACUUGUGUAAUACAGCACAAGAAUUAUGUUUAAAUAUUUUACUCCACAAGGAUUGGUGCAAGAAUUAGGCAAGCAUUAAUCAACAUGAUUGGUAAAAAAAAACCGGAAAAUAUUACUGCUUUUUGGGGGUACUUUUUUAAACAUGUUUAAAAUCUUUACAUAGUGCAGGAGUAAAAUUUGACACUACAGAAGCUAUGUCAAGUUUACCCCCAUAACGACCAUGUUCUAUUCUUACUGCGGAGUACAAUUUUACCAAAUAUUGCCUAUUUUUUAUAAUAUAUUAGUGUGCAAGGAGUCCAUCGGUGGAAGUGGCAUUAAGCGCACGCGUUCCACCGGCAAACAAGCGCAGCUAAGCCACUUUCAUCAAUACCAAUGCUUUUAGGAAAAAAAAAUAUACAGACCAUAAAAGCAAGUUCGUGCGCAAACAAUCGUUGACCAUAUUUCAACUAACUUCAUUCGAACAAAGGCUGGUUCCAAUGCUGGUUACCCAUAGCUGAGCACAUGGCAGUUCACAACAGGGAACCAGGACCAAAAGGUUUCAUGGUGAUGUUUUGGCCAUCGUUUGACUAGAAGCCGCCUCUCAUAAGAAGUGCACGCAGCAAAAUCUUAAGUUCCUGCUGAUUUUGUUGAAUUAGUUUAUGAUUCUCUAUAUGUUAGAAAUGUUAGAAAGAGAGAUUAUAAUAGUAUGCCACAAAGAUACUUUAAAGAUACGCCUAAAAAUUGGGCUUUUGGGGGCACCUUAUGAUACCUUUAAUGCAUUAAAUACUACGGAGUUAUAUGUGUAUGUCAAUCUUUUUCCAGAAUAUCGAAUCUUAAGUAAGUUCUUACCUGAGGCAAACGAUUUGAAAACCUUCAGGGUUCUAUGCGCAAACAGUAGGCGGCGCUUUUUGAUCAACUUUGAAAGUUUCAGUGGAGGGACACAAUUUGUGCACGUAUGUCUUCGUACUCUUUUAUGUUAAGUAGGCCUAUGCUAUUUUUUUUCAAAUUGGGAAGAUUGAAGCUUUGAUUUUAGCUUCUUUAGAGCUUUGUUAUAUAGUUAGACGAUAGACUUUUAGUUAUCUUGAAUGAAAUUGCAGGGUUGUGGAAAACACUAAAGAUAUACGAUUUUUAAAAAAUUAUGCUCCUUUUUCAGCUUUGAUUUUGGUUGCUGUCAUAGUUCCGACAGAUGUUUAUUUCUUUGUUAUCUUGAUAAUAGUAAAAAAUGCUGUAUUUUUAAUUGGUGUUCAUCAGUUCAUUAUUCCCAAUUAUAUAAUAUAUUAUACCAAGGGUGAUAGUAGUGAUAUAUACUUUAAAUAUUUUGAGGUUAUGGACAAAAGUGAAACGGUAAAAAGAAUGGGCGUUAUUAAAGAUAGUUUGACGUGUUUUCAAAGGGAUUUUUACGUGACUUCCCUGUUUACUGGGAUGCGACAAGUUUGCAUUACAAAUUGAAGACUGCUUUUAAGCAAAAGGUUUACUGGCAUCUAUUCUUUUUAUACAAAUGCAGUUUUACUUAUCAUGAGACUACAUAUUCAUGUCAGCCAUGUUACAUAUAUAGAGCUACCAAAUACGGCUAACAGCGUUUUGCCAUCCAAAUGGAUAACCGGCUUAAUUGUAUUGCCCUUGCAUCUGAUUGGUACUAGGUUUCUCUUUGUAUUUGUUUUUUUGUGGGAGAUUUGAAUUUGGUUAGCAAGUUUAACGCAAUAUGCAGUGUAGGAGCUCCGUGAAGUUUUCUCGUAUCUUUUUGAAGUUGUUCAGUUUCACAUUUUAAUGGUGUUUACUAUAGGUACAGAAGGGAUAAAACAAUAUUAAACUUAAACUGGCUUAUAGUUGUGAAGCAAGUA
Messenger RNA from Patiria miniata (bat star), 4019 nucleotides. RefSeq names its product WD repeat-containing protein 1-A-like. The record is from RefSeq and is a predicted model, not a curated record. Gene Ontology annotation, molecular function: actin filament binding. NCBI's taxonomy places the organism in Eukaryota, Metazoa, Echinodermata, Asteroidea, Valvatida, Asterinidae. The coding region runs from base 135 to 2018 and encodes 627 amino acids. Gene Ontology annotation, cellular component: cortical actin cytoskeleton. The transcript is spliced from 16 exons. Gene Ontology annotation, biological process: positive regulation of actin filament depolymerization; actin filament depolymerization; locomotion.